Symbiodinium sp. CCMP2592 is the source of this 1941-nucleotide messenger RNA. Lineage: Eukaryota; Dinophyceae; Suessiales; Symbiodiniaceae. The record is from the annotation of a GenBank genome assembly.
AUGCCAAAGCUGGCGUACCACGCCACAUACUGGCGAAAUUUCAUGAAGAUCGUCAACACAGGCCUCAUCCCGGGAGGGAAAAUGACCUCGAAGGGCAACAGCGGGAGGCCCUUCAACAUGUUCGCGAUGGAGCCUCAGUGGGAACGCACCUCCAAUCAGGGCGUCCGCCCUGGCGCCCAGCUGGAAAUGAUCUGGGCGAACCGAGCAUACGAACCAGCGCGGAAGGGCUUGGCCCAGCCGUGCAAAGACAAGAGCCUCAACACGCCCAUUUAUGGCGAGCGGGGUCACCAGGAGCUGGUCGAUGCAAACGGCUAUUGCUACAACUACCUCGUGGCAGGCCUCGGGUAUCGCAACUUCGACACCUGGAAGGACGCCGCUAAGGCAUGCAAGGAUGUCUAUGACCUUGAUUUCUACCCAACAAGCAUGUGUGGUCUAGACAUUCGCAUCCCGGAAGGGCAUGCCUUGCAGGGCUCAGAGUCAUUGUACAAAAUGGUGGUUCACGUGGCUCCAAAGCAUCCUCAUCAAAAAUGCAACGAUGAGUCGGAUUGGCGUCGCCAGGAGAAUGUCAGCAUUCCUUCUUUCGCUUGCCCGAGCUGCGGUACAUCCAACGUCGAUGGUGCAAUCUGUUGUUAUCGAUGUGAGUCUCGAUUGGAACCGCACUCAGAUGUGAGCAUGGCCUUGGAGAACACCCGUGCCAAGCAAGUUGCCGCCCGGAAGGGUGAGCCCCUGGAUUACAGGGCAUUGCAACCAAGCGGGGAGGUCAACUCCAAUCGUGCCACGGGCAACAAGAGGGAUCGGAGUGCUGGCUCUGGCCCAGCAGCUGUUCGUCAGCAGGCCGCCAAGUACCUUGGAAAGGCCUUGAAGGCGGGUUCUCGCACUGUUGUUGAGCGUCAGUCUCGUGAUCCGUUCACGGCCUACAACAAUGCAAGAUUUGGCAUAUCCAUUACGGGGCUGGAGCAACUCAUGAUUUUCGCCCGAAUGAGGAUCGCCAACCCGCCGAGGUCCUGCCAGAUGAUCCAUGACCGCACUGGCUUUGACGGCGCAGCCAAGGUGAGCUUCUCAUUCCCACCGGAAGGUGAGGACCUGACACUUACGGACCACUGCUUUGUGGCGUUCGUGGACAGGUUCUACAAGCUUGACGAAGCCGCCUUGUUAGCGUUUGCCGUCCAUCGCAACGGCUACGUCAUGGACAUCCUCGGCUUUAGCGGUCGCACAUUGAAGCCGACCGGUCCAGUGGUGCAGAUCUUGGCUAGGAUUGUGGGAUUCUUCCAAGAUGAGGUACGGUAUGCAGUUGAGCGCGGCGAACAAGUGCCUGAGUUGGUUUUGCCUGCCAAUCAGGAACUCCGCGUCCCGGAAGGGCUCGCCUCUCUUGGGGAUAGACAGCUGAACGAGCUUCUCAUCAACACGAAGUUCGCGAGACAGCUUCCCGGCGCCAAGGGCGUCAAUGAGAGGAUCGGGCAGAUCAGCUCAGCCACCGAUUCCAAAGGCGAGGCCAACAACCAGAGCUACCGGCAGUGCACAGCGGUUCCUCCAAAGCCACGAGCACGCCCUCUUGACCCUUCCCCGGGAGUGGCAGCUACCCGCCUGCGGCCAACAGAGCCCAGCUAUCCGCCACCCGGAAGGGAUGUGCCAGGAUCGUCAACGGAUGCGCCGAUGCGUCCGCCCGAGCCAAAGGGGCCUCCACCAACGAUCUUGGUUGUCGAUUCAAGGGGGAACCCUAUUGACCCAUCGCAGCCUCGCCGACCUUACUUCACCCGGCAUGAUGCGCUGCUUUGGGCUCGCCUCAAGGCGUCUCGGGACAAGAACGUUCCCAGAGGCAUGGAAGAUCGUGCAGUACCAGCAUUUCAUGAUUUGAACGACUUCCACCUCCUGGCACCGGAGCACGUGGGCUACUUUCUCUCUGGCUGGAAAGAGACCCAAAACGGGAUCCGCCUGUACUGA